AUGCUUUCUCUCCAGACCGCAGCCCUGCUGCUCCUCCCUCUCGCCGCUGCCUCUCCCGUGGCACGCGCUGCUGAGACCAGUGUCACCGUCACAGUGGACACUGCCCCUGCCGGCCCUACCAGCUCCACCUACAACUGGGCUGAAGGCUGGAAGGCCAGCUUCCCCAUCCACCAGUCUUGCAACAUCACCCUGCGUACUCAGCUUGAGGCUGCUCUCGCCGAGACCAUGACCAUUGCGGCUCACGCCCGCGAUCAUCUUCUCCACAACCCCAAGUCUGAGCUGGCGACGAAGUUCUUCGGCAACCAGUCCGUUGCCGGCCCCAUCGGCUGGUACUCCAAGGUCGUCUCGACUGACAAGUCCGAGAUGCUCUUCCGCUGCGACGACCCUGAUCGUAACUGCGCUACCCAGGAUGGUUGGGCCGGCCACUGGCGUGGCUCGAAUGCCACCCAGGAGACGGUCAUCUGCGACCUCUCCUACGAGAUCCGCCGCCCUCUUGCUGCUCUCUGCGGUGGAGGUUAUACCGUGGCCGAGUCCAAGCUCAACACCUACUGGGCCACCGACCUUCUGCACCGCGCCUUCCACCUGCCCGGCAUCAGCGACGGCAUCAUUGACCACUACGCUGAGGACUACGCCGAAGCCCUCAAGCUUGCCUCCACUGAGCCUGAACUCUCCAUCAUCGACAGCGACACCCUUCAGUACUUCGCCAUUGAGGCCUAUGCCUAUGACAUUGCCGUCCCCGGCGUCGGCUGCCCCGGCGAGAAGCCUAUCAUUGACACCGCCGCCGCCACCAGCACCGCUGCUCCGACUACUACUGCCGCCAGCGAUGCCAGCGGCACCACCACCGCCGAUGCUUCGUGCCACACUCACGACGAUGGCUUUGUUCACUGCACGUAG
Verticillium alfalfae VaMs.102 is the source of this 894-nucleotide messenger RNA. RefSeq names its product antigen 1. The coding region runs from base 1 to 894 and encodes 297 amino acids. The record is from RefSeq and is a predicted model, not a curated record. Gene Ontology annotation, cellular component: extracellular region; fungal-type cell wall; cell surface. NCBI's taxonomy places the organism in Eukaryota, Fungi, Ascomycota, Sordariomycetes, Glomerellales, Plectosphaerellaceae. Gene Ontology annotation, molecular function: zinc ion binding; integrin binding; metallopeptidase activity. The transcript has a single exon.